Molecule: messenger RNA, 2823 nt
Organism: Daldinia loculata
Lineage: Eukaryota; Fungi; Ascomycota; Sordariomycetes; Xylariales; Hypoxylaceae
Exons: 2
Coding region: 1-2823 (940 amino acids)
Source: RefSeq, a predicted model, not a curated record
AUGUGCCGUAUAUCUCGUCUCCGUUGCCCCAUAUGCCACGAGGUUGCCGAUUGGAGUAUUCGCCCUUGUAAGGAUAUAGUAGAGAAGGAAAUGGACCGCAGUGACUACAGCAGACGAAACAUCUCUGGGCCAUUUGUUCGUAUAUACUGCCCGAACCUCAUCUGGCCGCCGACCGAUCCCACCUCUCUAAUUAACCAAUUAUGCGACGACUGCACUUUCGCACGCCACCCGGGGGUGCAAGAAUGCGUCGGUGGCCCCGAAGUCCAGAAGGAGAAGAUCGAUGAAGAUGGCUCUGUUACAUUGGUUUCAAAGGGAACGAUGAUGCACAAUCACUGGUCGGCUCGUUUGAGCGAAGCACCGCACCGAAUACUUACUCUCCGGAUCCCUUACUGCCAUCUUUGUCAGGAACCCGCAUUCUUUUUCCAAAGGGCCACUGAAACGCCUGGCGAAGAGGAAGUUAAGUUCGGCAUCAAAGAUGUCGAGAUGGAAUUUAAUUCAACGCUAUGGAAAUGGACUUGGCUGAGGCAAGGAAGAGAAGCACUUUCUUGUCGCCUUGCUACGGGUUUCAUUUCCAAGCCAUGCAACACCUGCUUCAAUCGUGAAAACGUACUCCGUGCCAAGGUGUCCAAGUUUAUAAAGUACUGGAAAGUUAACUUCUGGCAACACGAGUUGCCUAACGAGGGUCUCCCUAAUACCCGGCCUCCGAACUGGCGGGAGAUGAAAGAAUAUAUGGCGACGUGCUGGAAGGCGAGGACCAAAGUAGAGUGGAAUUUCUUUUGGGAUUUCGAUCUUCCCGUCGAAUGUUCUCUACCGUUCACUCUCCACAAAGAUUCAUUCACGGACUUGUCACAAUGGCACCGCCUUGCUGGAAUUAAGGGGCGAAACGACCCAGUUGCCCAUCGUUCUCCUCUCCCCUGGGUUCCGGAGGAAGAACACAAAAAAUUCCUACCUGAACGGGAUGCCGAAGAGGCUGCUGAAGAGGCUGAUGUCUCAUACGUAUCUACUACUAUACCGCUAGAGGCCGCGCGACAGUUAGAUGCAAUGCAUGACCGACUAAAUGCUAAACAUUUCGGUUUUAAGCCUCCUCCACCUCGCCAGCCUCGUCGACCUCGCCGCUCUCUUCCUCACGAUCCUCCUCACACUCGCCCUUCCAAACGAAGCCGGUCUAAUGAAAACCCUCGCAAAGGAACCCCAUUUGAAGGACUAGAGUGCGACCCAGAUAAUCUAUUUGCAGACAACUAUCUUGUUGCGCGGUCCCAUGCGAAAGAGCCUCCAAGGGAGCUCCUUAAGACAGAGUAUGGAACCUUUGAGCUAUUCGAUUCUGGCUUUUGGGUCCUGAAGGACGUAGGACCUGAUUACAAGUUGAAGUUACCUCUUGGUGUCGGAUUAAGAGAAGAACUUGAACCUAUUAAGGAUUAUGAAGAGGAGUUAUACCUCGAGGACGAUGACGCCUACCAGUUCCCCGAUACUCCAGAAGAAUCUGACUCCGAAGGUUCUCAGCUUGGGGGCGAACGGGAGAUGACGGAGCGCCUCGCCAGCAUGGGCCUGAUGGACGUCGGAGAUCAUGAGCCGAGAGUCGAGAAAGAGAAUGUGGUGAUAAUGAUCGACGAUGACCUUCCGGAUGCCAGUUCGGACGUUGAGGAUAAUGAACCGAGAGUCGACAAAGGGAAAGGGAAAGAGAAGGAAAGAGUCGUGAUAGUGAUCGAUGAUGAUAGCUCGGACGAGGACUAUGUAUCUAGACGGAGUGUCUCGCGGAACUUUGGUGCAAACCCCCUUGGACACAAAGAAGGGGCAGUUGCACGCCGCAACCAACGACUUGACCUUGUGCAUCCACCUAGACGCAAUAAUUCGCAGAUAGCUGGACAAGCUUCCAACCUAGACGACCUCUACCAGAGUCUGAGUCCGCAGAAUCCUACCCAGGCUGACCUCGAUAAGUAUCAAAAAUUGGCCAGACUGUACCCGCACCUAUUCUGCGAUGAUCGCACCAAGCUACUUCCCAACGGUUAUAUCCCCUCGUCUCGGAUCAUCCGGUUUGACGGCCAACAAAUUGGCGUAGUGCAUUUCUUUCCAGACUUACUUCCGGUGGUCCCUGGGUAUGACAUGGCCAUGACAAUCACAUAUGUCCUAUCCGGAGUUCAUGAUCGCACCAGACUGGAACCUUGGCCAUUUCUCUGGCGUAUUCUCAUCAAGUUCGACAGCAAGGCUAUCGGCACUGUAGAACUUCGACAGAUGCCGAUGCCGAUGCCUCUCCCUCUCCCCGCGAACCCUGACGGGUCUCGUACGGAUCUAUUCCAGAUUCAUUCCCCUCUUAGGAGCUCCAAUGCACCCCCGGUGGAUGUACCUAACGCACCUCCCGUCGACGAACAACUCAGCGGGCACCCUACUUCCAAUGUAGCCUAUGCUAAUGAGCCUGUUGUCAAUGUGGCUGCUGCGCCUCCCGACAACGCGCGUCCUGGAUCCAUUGCCCCAAUGACUUCUCUACCAGGACAUCUCUUCCAGCCUGAUGGCUUAACUAAGAUUGAAUCCUACGGAACCAUUGGAUCUAUCGUCUAUGGAAUUGUCAAGUACAACGAUCAGGUUAUCGGUAGUUUGGAUGCAUGUCCGAUGAUGUCUACGAGUCUGAAACGCGCGAGAAUUCCGGAACGAUUCAACAAACUGUUCAAAAACGAUGGUCUCACGAAGGUUUGUUACAAUCCAGACACCAGAAAGCUGGAUGUAUUCUAUAACAAUGUUAUCUUUGGCAACAUUAGGAUUGACCACCCGACUGGAGGCCUACCUCAGGGUCCACCGCCGCCACCUUCGCCAGCGGGCCCGGCUGUCUAA